GCUGUGUGUGUGUCUCCGUGUUUUCCAGGGUAACCAGAUGACCCUGGUGUUCAUGGAGAGAGAAUACUCUUCACCUGAAGAACCACACCUGGGGAUAGUCCACAUGGUAGAGGGAAGUUUCCGCCACGCCCGGACGGGCAACGUGGUGUCUAGAGAGGAACUGAUGAUGGUUCUGUUGAAGUUAGAGUCUCUCCAGAUCAGAGCUCUCCACUCCCAGUCUGCCCACACUGUGUCGCUACGCGGGGUCGUGCUGGAGGGAGCGCAGACCCUGCCCACGGGGCGACACGCCAACAACGUAGAGAUCUGCCUCUGUCCCGCUAACUACCAGGGAGACUCCUGCCAGCAAUGUUCUCCAGGGUACUACAGAGACACUAAAGGUCUGUUCCUGGGGAGGUGUGUUCCCUGCAACUGUAAUGGCCACUCUGACCAGUGUCUGGACGGGUCUGGAGUCUGUGAGAACUGUCAACACAACAGGGCUGGCGACCACUGUGAGAAAUGUCAAGGUGGUUUCCAUGGUAACAACUCUCGAGACGGACAAUCCCUCUCCUGUGACACCUGCCCCUGUCCUCUGCAGGUGUCCUCCAACAAUUUUGCAGUGGGCUGUGUGGAGAAACUCAACAGAAUGCAGUGUCUGUGUAUGCCUGGCUACGCUGGACCCCAGUGUCAAAGGUGUGCUCCCGGUUUCUACGGCAACCCCAUGGUUAUUGGCAGCGCGUGCCAGCCCUGCCAUUGCCACGACAACACGGACCCCAACAUGCUGUUCAGCGACUGUGACGGGCUGACGGGCGAGUGUCACAGCUGCAUGCACAACACCGCCGGGGCGCACUGUGAGAUCUGCGGCCCCGGUUUCUAUGGUGACGCCGUCACUGCCAGGAACUGCACCAGAUGCAACUGCUCUCCCUGUGGCACAGCUUCAUGUGACCGUCACACAGGACAAUGUCAAUGUAAACAAGGUGUGACCGGACCACACUGUGACCGCUGCCAGGACGGUGCGUUUGGCUAUGAGUCGUGCUCCGGGUGUCGUCGCUGUGACUGUGACGCCUCGGCGGCCCUAGUCCAACCGUGUGACCCCAGGACCGGGUCAUGUGCCUGCCAACCAGGGAUCAGUGGCCCUAACUGUCGCCAGUGUGCCCCUGGGUACUGGGACUACAGCCCUGAGGGAUGCAGGAAGUGUCAGUGUCAGCACGGGCGCUGUGACCCUCGGACAGGGGACUGUCGCUGUGGAGACGGCCUAACAGGCAGACAGUGUGACAGCUGUUCCCAUAGAUACAAUGUUCCCGUACAGCACGGACGCGACAUGACCUGUGAACCAUGUGACAGCUGUGUUGUAGUCCUGUUGAAGGAUCUAGACGAUAUGAAUGACAACUUUGGCUCAGUGGCUCAUCACCUGAUCAACCUAAGCGUCUCCUCUAUCCCCUGGGCGCAGCUACACAACCUCAGCAGCUCCGUGAACGAUAUCGCUAAUGCCAUAGAGAACUACAGCGAUACUCUGGAUGAGAGCAGCAAUAGAGUGGACAUGUUGGAGGGAGAGUUCAUCAACAUCAAUUCAGACAUCAAUGACCUGGAGGGGAAGGUGGUGGCGACAGCAGACAAAGCAAACACUCUGGAGGACAGCGGCACUGACACGCAUCAGAGAGCCCGGGACCUGCUCUCGCACAUCAAGAGCAUCAUGGGCAAGGUGAAAGACCUCAUGCUGCAGGCAAAACGUAUGGUUCUGAAUGAGACAGAAGUGGAGCAGGAAGACCUCUCUAAGAAGAUUCAGCAGGUGGAGGCCAUGCUGAGAGAGAUGAGAUUCAGGAGCUGUGUCGGCCAGAAGAAGAUAGCCGACAGGGAGCUGUCCGAGGCUGAGAAACUGCUGGAGAAGGUGAAAGACCAGCUGGUGAGUCGUGUGGUGGAGAACGAGGGCUUGGAGAAGAACAUCAGGGAGAGUCUGGGGAAGUUCCACGACCAACUGAUGGACCUGAGGGACGCUCUGAACCAGGCAGUUAACAACACGGCCGUCGCCUCCGAUACGAACGCUGUUAAUGAGAAGAGGCUGGAGGACUGCCGGCAACAAGUGGAUGAGCUGAAUGUGAAGAACAAGGAGGUGGAGAAUCUCCUGCAGAUGGCAGAGGAUGACGUGGCCGCUGUCAAUGACAUGCUGUCCAUGCUGCACAACUCCAAGGAGGACUAUGAGCGUCUGGCAGCCCAGUUGGAUGGUUCCAGGAUGCCCUUGGCAGAGAAGGUGCAGAAGUUUUCCCCCUCCGUCAGUAAGAUACCCCUGGUGGAGGCAGCAGAGAAACAUGCUGAACUACUCAAUGAGCUGGCCAUGAACCUCGCCAGUGUGAUCUCCAACACCAACAAGGAUGGUUUCAUCCAGCGAGCGGUGAACGCGUCCCGGGCGUACUCCGACCUCGUCGACGCCGUCAGAGCCGCUGAGACUGCUGCCAACCAGGCUGCUAUGGACGCACUGGCGAAUGUACAGGAUCAGGACCUGGGCCAGACAGCUAAAGGUCUGAGGAAACACAGUAUUGAACUGGUGAACCAGGCUGUCAAACUACAGGAAGAUGUCAGUAAUGAUUUGAAACCUCAGCUCCAGGGUGCAAAGACUCGUCUGGAUGAGGCCAGAGACAAACAGGAGACUCUACUGAACGACCUCGAGAUGGUGCAGAGUAGCCUCAACUUCAGUCGAGGUAAGACAGCGAGUGACAUUGAGGAGGCGAAAGCAUCAGCGGAGGAGGCCAACAGAACUGCAGCGAGAGUGAAGGACACCCUGGUCCCUCUCAAGGAGCAGCUGGACCAAUGGCAGCAGCAGUACGGAGACGCCAACACCAACAACAAUGACAUCCACAAGGCCUUCCUGGAGGCCAACACCUCUGUGGGUAUGUUGGGCGAGGCCAUCCCAAUACUGAUGAAGAAGCUGGACAAGCUGCAGAACCACUCAGCCCAGAUGCCCAACAUCUCAGAGAACAUCCUCAGGAUCAGACAGCUCAUCGCUGAGGCCCGCAAGGCAGCCAGCAAGGUGAGCGUACCUGUGAAGUUCAACGGGACAUCAGGUGUGCAGGUGCGCACCCCCAGUAACCUUGCAGAUCUGGCAGCUUACACCUCCCUCAAGUUCUACAUCACCCUGCCCGAGGCCUCACGCGCCCGCAGACAGGACCAACCAGACAAACAGUUUGUCUUUUACCUCGGAAACAAGGACUCCAGUAAGGAGUUCAUGGGAAUGAUGCUGGAAGGGCAGAGACUGCACUGGCUCUUCAAUGUGGGUGGAGACACGACCGAGGUGGAGAUGCCGGAAGAUGUCCAAACAGAUGGAAACUUCAACAACGUGGUCCUGGAAAGGAUCCUUCAGUACGGUCAGAUGGCCAUGACUUCGGAGACCAGGGUGACCAAGGCUGUGGUGGAUGCAGUAGGGGACAGCGGACUGCUCAACCUCCAGACUGAAGAGACUGUGUUCUAUGUGGGAGGGUACCCUGACACAUUCACGCCCCCUCUCCAGCUCCAGUUGCCCAACUUCAAGGGCUGUAUUGAGCUGGAGACCCUGAAUGAGGAGGUGCUCAGUCUCUAUAACUUUGAGAACAUCUUCCAACUCAACACCACCGAGGAGAAACCAUGUGGAAGAACGAAGCCGGUGUUGACCCAGCAGUGGGUGAACGACGCGGCCUACUUUGACGGGACGGGCUACGCAGAGGUCACCUUGAAGGAGGAUGCAGGGAAGAUGCAGCGCUUUGAACAGGAAGUGAAACUGAUGAGUCACAACGGCAUCUUGCUCAUGCUCCUCAGCCAGGAGAAGUUCCUGAGCUUGGCGGUGCGUCGGGGACGUCUCAGGGUCUUCUAUGGCGUCACUGGUUCUCUACAGGAGCUGGAGCCUAAAGAUCCAGACUCCCCUUUCCUCAAGAUCAGCGACGCAGAACCCAAAUCUUUGGAGAUCAUCCUCCUCUACGAUACGACCACGCGUGUUGUGGUGAGGAACAACCGCCAAACCCUGCUCAACUACGUCUUCACUACGCCACUGCAAAAGCUUGAAGCCAGCUACUACCUGGCUGGUGUACCAGAGGACAAGAUGCCUGAAAACCUGAAGGCCCUGUUCCCUCGCCAGGGCUCUCUGAAGGGCUGUUUUAGGAACGUCAAGGCCAUGAAUUCACACAUCGACCUGAAGAGGAUGCCCAGCUCUGGGGUCAGCUACGGCUGUGCCAAUGACCUCCUGGUGGCUCGUGAGGCCCACUUCUCAGGCCAGAGUUACCUGGACUUGUCUCCAGACAGCAUCCCUGGUCUCAGGAACAACUUCUACGCCGGGUUUGGCUUCCGCUCUGACCAGAAGAACGGACUCAUGUUCUACCACCAAGCUCAGGACGGAGUAUGUCAGGUGUUCCUGGAUAAGGGUCAUGUGGUAGUGAGGGCGGGCGACAACGAGGUGAAGACUCAAAAGACCUACAACGAUGACAACGAUCACUAUGUAACACUGUACAGCAACAACAACAGGUUGCGUGUCUAUGUGGACGACGUCCUGGAGAAGAAUGGGGAUACGGGUCGUGGAGGGGGCAGCAGCGAGGCAGCACUGUCACCUGGUGGUGUCUACCUGGGAGGGACACCUGACAACAGCCUCAACAACCUCACCGGCUGUCUUAGCAACCUGUUCAUCAGGAGAGACAAGCCUUCUCAGAUGGUGAUGAAUCUGAUGAAUGCUAACGAGAACAUCAACGUUCCUCUAGACUGUCCCGCUGCCAAUAAACCUCAACACAUCCUGGCCACACCGCCACGACAAAAGCAUGUUAAGGGUAAACACAGGAAGCCUGCGGGUGGUGGUGGGUCAGUGGGCGGAGUCGCAGUGGCAGGGGUCCUGCCAGGGGACCUAGCCAAUCAGGAGGAGGUUGGAGCUCUGCACUUCAGUGGCUCCUCCCACAGCCACCAGCGCUACGACAGGCUACCAGAGGUCUUCAGCAGGACGCCUCACAUCUCCAUGGGUCUACGGGUGAACUCUUCAGAAGGCCUGGUGUUCUAUGUGUCUGGAUCAGGAGAACGUAGCAGAUCUGCGAUGACCCUGUCGGUCUCCGACGGACACCUGCUGCUCCUCAUCGACGGAGGGAAGAGGAAGACUAGCAUCCGCUCGCGCAGGAAGUACAACGAUGGACAGUGGCACACGUGUGUGUUUGUGAAGAGGGAGGGAGAGAUGGCCAGUUUGAUUGUUGAUGGGAUCAAUGCCCAGUCUAAGAGAGUCUCGGGAGGGGAGCAGACCCCCCUCAGUUCCCCUCUCUACAUCGGAGGAGUUCCCUCAGCAGUCACCAGCUCACUUCUCACGGUGCCAGGUCCUGGAGGGUUUGUGGGCUGUGUGAGGGACCUGGAGCUGAAUGAGGAGAGCAUAGCCAAUCCCUCAACAAGUCUGGGGGUUGUUCCUUGCUUCCAGACCACUCUGCAGCCUGGGGUAUACUUCUCCUCCCAGGGAGGACACAUGGCUAUAGGUACAGUAUACCUCCUCUCCUCCCAGGGAGGACACAUGGCUAUAGGUACAGUAUACCUCCUCUCCUCCCAGGGAGGACACAUGGCUAUAGGUACAGUAUACCUCCUCUCCUCUCCUCCCAGGGAGGACACAUGGCUAUAGGUACAGUAUACCUCCUCUCCUCCCAGGGAGGACA
Molecule: messenger RNA, 5612 nt
Organism: Oncorhynchus masou masou (cherry salmon)
Lineage: Eukaryota; Metazoa; Chordata; Actinopteri; Salmoniformes; Salmonidae
Product: laminin subunit alpha-5-like
Exons: 37
Biological process (GO): regulation of cell migration; tissue development; cell-cell adhesion
Cellular component (GO): laminin-332 trimer; basement membrane
Molecular function (GO): integrin binding
Source: RefSeq, a predicted model, not a curated record